Messenger RNA from Cyphellophora attinorum, 696 nucleotides. RefSeq lists its product as uncharacterized. The coding region runs from base 1 to 696 and encodes 231 amino acids. The record is from RefSeq and is a predicted model, not a curated record. The transcript has a single exon. NCBI's taxonomy places the organism in Eukaryota, Fungi, Ascomycota, Eurotiomycetes, Chaetothyriales, Cyphellophoraceae.
AUGUCGGCUGAACACCAAUAUGGUGUGAAGCUGGACUGCGGAGCAACCAUUAUCCACGGAGAUGGGGCCAAUAUCAAGGAGCCGUUCGAGGAUAUGCCAGUUGUGAUGCACGAACUAAGCCCAGGAAACAUGGCAGAUGGGAGUGGAUUUCCUUCUUUCGGCGGCCAGCUUGGAUUCAUCGAGUUCAACACAGACGUUCGCCUUCCCCGGCAUGUUCACAUUGGGCCAAACAAGGCGGCGCAGCCCGAUGCAGAGCAGCGGUUUCUAGCCGAGCGUAUACUGGUCCUCUCCGGAUUCGCGAUGGUCGAAAUGUGCGGCGAGCUGUACAUUAUACCACCAAAGACCCUGGUCCAUAUCCCUCCUGGCGUGCCUCACACCUGGACGGCAUGUCCGAAGGGUGUGGACAUAAAUGCUGCGGUUGGUAUUGUCUCUCAGAAAGAGCUUGCGUCGGACGGCACUUUCCUGAUGAUCUAUGAGUAUGAAGACCCCACAAGCUUCAAGCCGACGAAGCAAAUCAACGUCCUGAAGGAUCUCAAUGAGUACGAGGAGGCUGCCGAGGAAGACUUCGAGGAGAUCAAGAUUCCAGCAUUGUCUUCUGCAGAAGUCCACAAGAGAUGUUGGUUCGUUUACAACCGCGAGGUGAAGAAGUCCGAACGCAAUAACAUCAACGAGAGCGCUAGCCUCGCUGAUGUGUGA